Messenger RNA from Homo sapiens (human), 1475 nucleotides. RefSeq names its product neural proliferation, differentiation and control 1 (gene NPDC1). NCBI's taxonomy places the organism in Eukaryota, Metazoa, Chordata, Mammalia, Primates, Hominidae. The record is from RefSeq and is marked validated. Bases 189 to 1166 code for a protein of 325 amino acids. Gene Ontology annotation, cellular component: membrane. The transcript is spliced from 9 exons.
GGAUCCUUGCUGCAGCGUCAGCGCCGCCGCCCGUGCCUUUCCUCUUCCUCCUCCUCCUCCUUGGCAUCCGCCUCUUCUUCCUCCUGCGUCCUCCCCCGCUGCCUCCGCUGCUCCCGACGCGGAGCCCGGAGCCCGCGCCGAGCCCCUGGCCUCGCGGUGCCAUGCUGCCCCGGCGGCGGCGCUGAAGGAUGGCGACGCCGCUGCCUCCGCCCUCCCCGCGGCACCUGCGGCUGCUGCGGCUGCUGCUCUCCGGCCUCGUCCUCGGCGCCGCCCUGCGUGGAGCCGCCGCCGGCCACCCGGAUGUAGCCGCCUGUCCCGGGAGCCUGGACUGUGCCCUGAAGAGGCGGGCAAGGUGUCCUCCUGGUGCACAUGCCUGUGGGCCCUGCCUUCAGCCCUUCCAGGAGGACCAGCAAGGGCUCUGUGUGCCCAGGAUGCGCCGGCCUCCAGGCGGGGGCCGGCCCCAGCCCAGACUGGAAGAUGAGAUUGACUUCCUGGCCCAGGAGCUUGCCCGGAAGGAGUCUGGACACUCAACUCCGCCCCUACCCAAGGACCGACAGCGGCUCCCGGAGCCUGCCACCCUGGGCUUCUCGGCACGGGGGCAGGGGCUGGAGCUGGGCCUCCCCUCCACUCCAGGAACCCCCACGCCCACGCCCCACACCUCCCUGGGCUCCCCUGUGUCAUCCGACCCGGUGCACAUGUCGCCCCUGGAGCCCCGGGGAGGGCAAGGCGACGGCCUCGCCCUUGUGCUGAUCCUGGCGUUCUGUGUGGCCGGUGCAGCCGCCCUCUCCGUAGCCUCCCUCUGCUGGUGCAGGCUGCAGCGUGAGAUCCGCCUGACUCAGAAGGCCGACUACGCCACUGCGAAGGCCCCUGGCUCACCUGCAGCUCCCCGGAUCUCGCCUGGGGACCAGCGGCUGGCACAGAGCGCGGAGAUGUACCACUACCAGCACCAACGGCAACAGAUGCUGUGCCUGGAGCGGCAUAAAGAGCCACCCAAGGAGCUGGACACGGCCUCCUCGGAUGAGGAGAAUGAGGACGGAGACUUCACGGUGUACGAGUGCCCGGGCCUGGCCCCGACCGGGGAAAUGGAGGUGCGCAACCCUCUGUUCGACCACGCCGCACUGUCCGCGCCCCUGCCGGCCCCCAGCUCACCGCCUGCACUGCCAUGACCUGGAGGCAGACAGACGCCCACCUGCUCCCCGACCUCGAGGCCCCCGGGGAGGGGCAGGGCCUGGAGCUUCCCACUAAAAACAUGUUUUGAUGCUGUGUGCUUUUGGCUGGGCCUCGGGCUCCAGGCCCUGGGACCCCUUGCCAGGGAGACCCCCGAACCUUUGUGCCAGGACACCUCCUGGUCCCCUGCACCUCUCCUGUUCGGUUUAGACCCCCAAACUGGAGGGGGCAUGGAGAACCGUAGAGCGCAGGAACGGGUGGGUAAUUCUAGAGACAAAAGCCAAUUAAAGUCCAUUUCAGACCUGCGG